AUGCCUGAACAUGAUUCGAACGGGUUUUCCUCGUUACAAAAAGUCGAACGUGACCUGCUUACGCGAACAAGUUGGACUGAUGCUUGUACCGCCUACAGAGAAAUACAAAAUGGCAGAGCCGAAGGAAACCUAGCAUCGCUAUGGGUAAGGCAACACCUUCAAGAUAUCCUUUUUCGCCUAGGAUGUACGAUUCAAAAGCAUCCUGGCAAAAUUCUUUUUGUUGGACUGCUCACCUUGACAGUUCUUAGCGUCGGAUUGAAAUCCGUUGGGCUCGAGUAUGAGUUGGACAAGGUUUGGACUGAGGAGGGUGGGCGUAUUCAACGAGAGCUGAAGCAGCUGCAAGACCAACUCGAAUUUUCGGCCUCAGGAAACGAACAAGUUAUUAUACAGACGGCAAGUUCAGGUGGGAACCUGCUUCAUCACGAAGGGCUUCUCGCACACGUCGAGUUGUUACGGCAAGCUCUUCAGGUUGAAGUGGAGCUUUUCGAUUACAAAUGGGGCCUCGCAGAUAUUUGCGUAAAGCCCACUGCACCAAGUUUUGGGCCGAGUUUCGUCGAUAAACUAUUUGAAAAUAUAAUGCCUUGCGAAAUUGUGACUCCACUUAGCUGCUUCUGGGAAGGCUCGAAACUGACGAACCCAUGGUACUCGAUGAAUUCGGACACUCUCGGAAUCGAGAAUCUUAGCUGGCUUAACCUCAACCCAGUUAAUCUAUCAAAAAUCAUGAAAAAGAGCAUGAACGCUCCUGACUUCCCAUUUGAACGUAUGGAUAAUUUUAUGUCCCGGGCAGGCAUCACCACAGCAUACCAAGAAAAACCGUGCCUUAAUCCUUAUGAUGAUUUGUGUCCCGAUACCACCCCGAAUAAGAAAUCUCGUAGCCUACCAGAUAUUGGUGCGACUCUAACAGGAGGCUGUUAUGGUUUCGCAAGUAAGUAUAUUCACUGGCCGGAAGCCUUAACCAUUGGUGGCAUUCAAAGAGAUCGCUCAGGAGUAGUGGUCAGUGCUGCGGCAUUGCGAACCAUCGUGCAGAUCAUGGAUAACAAGGAAAUGUUUGAAUUUCAUCGGGACACACAUUAUUCGCACGAUAUUGGCUGGAGCAUUGAAAGUGCGGGCAAAGUCAUCGAAGCUUGGCAAAACCAGUUUAACAGUGAAAUGAAACGUCUGUCAAACCUCUUACCCGAAGCUCAAACAUACCGUUUCACUACGUUCACAUUCAACGCCCUCACAAAUGCCCUACACAGAUUUACCAUACCAGACGUUUAUCAUUUAGUCACAGGAAGUGUCGUCAUUCUUGCGCACGAGUGCGCCGCAGUGGUUUUCGUGAAACAGUCAGGAGGUUGGUGGCGUCUCUAUGUCGGUCUUUUCGGUGUUGUUCUCCAUGGGUUCAGCAUCUCGGCAGGACUCGGCCUGUGUGGUGUGCUGCAAUUGGCCUUCAACGCGACAACGACGCGGGUUUUGCCAUUUUUAGCGCUCAGCUUCGGGGGCAACAGUAUGUUUUUAUUAGUGCACACGCUGAAUAGGAUCAUAACCAGCGGCGCGGUUCCCGUUGACCGGCAGAUAGGCGAGUGUAUGAAGCGUACGGGCAUGGUAAUCGUCAUUUCGAAUGCGUCGGUUAUUCUGGCCUUCGCUGCUGCGUCCGUCAUACCGAUCUCAGCUUUGCGGCAUUUUUCGUGGCAAGGUGCCAUCGUUCAUGCAUGUUCAGCGACCUCAAUUUUCUUUCUCUUUCCAGCGGCGUGUAGUAUUGAACUCUACAGGAAGAGAUCGCCGGUCCAUCACGAACGGACUGCUCAUUCAGCCCGACGACCAAGACCCGAAAGCAGUGCAGGUACAGCAGUUCCGGCUUAUGAAACGCCGCAAGUGAGCGAUCAUUCUCGAUUUGAUAGCGUCCAAAUACCGCGACACGAAAUUGAACAAGUAAGGCGGGAGGAGUCUCCUUGUAUUGUGAAAAGUAGAUGCUGUAGAUGGUCGCUGACUCAAUUCGUUAUAAAGGGCUACAACUUUUUGAUCUUUCGUCCCGUAAUGCGAAGUCUGCUAAUUUUAUCGCUUGUUGGUCUGCUAAUGUUCGGAUGCUGGGGAGUUUUUUAUAUAGAGAAUGGUAUCAAACUUACCGAUGUCAUCCCCGCUCAUACUGAAGAAUACGAGUACCUUCGCUAUCACGAACGAUAUUUUGGAACCUACCGCAUUUUCGCAAUCACUCAAGCCGACUUUGAUUACCCGUCCAAUCAAAGUCUUCUGUACGAAUAUUAUAACGCGCUGAAGAAGGUUAAGCAGAUCGUUAAAAACGAACAUGGUGAUUUGCCGGGAUUUUGGCUUACCUAUUUCAGAAAGUGGCUUAUCGAACUGCAGGAGUUAUUUGACAAGGAAUGGAAAAGUGGACACAUAACAGCAGAGGGUUGGACUGCUAACGCAUCACAAGAUGGCAUCCUAGCUUAUAAACUGCUUGUACAAACGGGCCUUGCUGACACACCAGUGGAUAAACAGCUUCUCCCUCGUAAUAGACUUGUCGACUCUCAAGGGGUUAUUAACCCCAAACCGUUCUACAACUACCUCACUGCAUGGUAUAACCAUGACGCGCUCGGCUACACAUUAUCCCGUGGCUCACUUGUGCCUCAGCCGAGAUACUGGCGCGACACAAGAACCACCACAAAAGACACCAAGGAUCUCACAAUUGCCAAGUCGUCUGCUAUUGAAUUCGCUCAGAUGCCAUUUUACUUACACGAUCUCUGUUCAACUUCGACGAUUACGGCUGCAGUCGCAAGAGUUCGAUCGAUCUCUGAUAAGUUUCAGGAACGAGGCUUGCCCAAUUUCCCCUCGGGCCUGCCGUUUAUUUACUGGGAGCAGUAUCUACAUUUGCGCUUCUAUUUAGCGUCCGCAGUUGCGUUUAUCUUUGUGGCGAUCUCCGUCGUCUUGGUGACGGUAUUACUUAAUGUCUGGACGACACUUCUUAUCGUCCUCUUGCUGGGUGUUAGUCUUGUUCAAGUGUUUGGUGCAAUGCAUGCCCUGGGUAUAGCAUUGAACGCAGUUCCUGCAGUGCUAGCCGUCGUUAGUACCGGUCUAGGAAUGGAGUCAAUGCUUUGCCUGUGCGUCGGGUUCCUAACAGCGCUCGGCUCUACGAAAAAACACCGAACAACCAUGGCACUAGAAUACAUGAUUACUCCUUUAACAUGUUCAACGAUAAACAAGCUUAUCAGCGUGAUACUGCUGGCGUUUUCUGAAUUCGAUUUUGUCUCUACAUACUUUUCGUGCCUGCUGUCCGCUAUAGUCGCUAUCUAUGCGUAUAACAGUUUUGUCGUGCUGCCCGUUCUCCUGAGCGUGAUUGGCCCUUCAUGCGAAUUGGUCCCGCACAACAACCCGAACCAAAUCGAUACUCCCAGUAUGCAAUCAUCGCCAGAGCUCGAGCUCCGAGCUUCCUCUCCGGCAACGCAUUCCUUUCAACAUCAUUCAAUCCUCGGUAGUAAUUAUCAGAUUCAUCCGGACAGGGGGUCCUCAGAAGUAUGUCAACUUCCAUACCCUCGACACUCAUUAUCGACGAUAUCCGAAGAAAGAACCUCGUGCAGGACGACAUCUCCAGGCUCGGCGCUGACGCCAACAGGAGUUGUUAUUUUGCCAGAAAUCACUGUUGAAACAACUAUUGUUAGGAGCUCAUUACUAGGACAAGUAACUACGAGUUCGUCGGAAUCGACGGAUGGGGAGACCCAAAGCACCUCAGGGGCGUUCAGAGUACCACUUAAUAAAGGCGACACUACAAAAGUGAAAACGAGGGCAAAAAUGAAACUCAAACUCCCUGCGAUGCAAUAGCACAACUGAAUUCUAGGCAAAUACUUAAUAUCGGAGCGAGGU
Messenger RNA from Varroa destructor (honeybee mite), 3837 nucleotides. Its product is annotated as protein patched pseudogene. NCBI's taxonomy places the organism in Eukaryota, Metazoa, Arthropoda, Arachnida, Mesostigmata, Varroidae. The record is from RefSeq and is a predicted model, not a curated record.